Molecule: messenger RNA, 3085 nt
Organism: Dicentrarchus labrax (European seabass)
Lineage: Eukaryota; Metazoa; Chordata; Actinopteri; Moronidae
Product: serine/threonine-protein kinase pim-3
Exons: 6
Coding region: 426-1418 (330 amino acids)
Biological process (GO): negative regulation of apoptotic process; protein autophosphorylation; regulation of mitotic cell cycle
Cellular component (GO): cytoplasm
Molecular function (GO): protein serine/threonine kinase activity; ATP binding
Source: RefSeq, a predicted model, not a curated record
GCGCCAAAGCUCAGACAGCGGCCACUCUUCAGGAUAUCAACACACUGCGGAGGGCAUUUAAACGCACUCUACUGUCGCUACGGCUUACUAUACACAUCGGAGUGUUCGCGUUGUUGUGUUUUGGUUUUUUUUUGGUCACUUAAGAGGACUGUUUUUCGUCUGCUGCGCUUGAGUCGAGACACACAAGUCAGAUUUAAUGCCGGUUUUCGGGAAAAGGGUGUACGACUUCACGGUCGUGACACGACUUUGACGGGCGCGGUGCGGCGGAGUUGGCGCACUGCUGGACUGGAUAUAUUAUUCGCUUGAAGCCAAGACGGUCUUGCAGCACCAUUCACACUGCGCUUGAACACUUCUCUCCCCUGACUUACACGCCGGCUCUUCUGACUCUCGACGAGUGAAAAGGGAUUCGGCUUUUCAGCUCGAAUAUGUUGCUGUCAAAGUUCGGUUCAUUUUCGCAUAUUUGCACCCCUCCAAGUAUGGACCAUCUACCAGUGAAAAUACAACUUCAGUCGGUUAAAGCGGAAAAGGAGCCUUUCGAGAAGGUUUACCAAGUGGGGUCGGUGCUGGGCAGCGGAGGAUUUGGCACAGUGUACGCCGGCAGCCGGAUCUCCGAUGGCGCACCGGUUGCUGUGAAACAUGUCGCGAAGGAGAGGGUGACCGAGUGGGGCACAAUUAACGGAUCCAUGGUGCCUUUGGAGAUCCUGCUGCUGAAGAAGGUCAGCUCGACGUUUCGCGGAGUUAUCAAAAUGCUGGACUAUUACGAGCGGGCGGACGGCUGGCUGAUCGUUAUGGAGAGGCCGGAGCUCGUCAAGGACCUUUUCGACUUCAUCACGGAGAAGGGCGCCCUGGACGAGGACACGGCUCGGGGCUUUUUCCGCCAGGUUUUGGAGGCGGUCAGACACUGCUACAGCUGCGGUGUAGUACACAGAGACAUCAAAGAUGAAAACCUGCUUGUGGAUCUACGCACCGGGGAGCUCAAGCUUAUUGACUUUGGCUCGGGGGCGAUUCUCAAGGACACAGUCUACACCGAUUUCGAUGGUACAAGAGUGUACAGCCCACCAGAGUGGAUCCGCUUCCAUAGAUACCAUGGUCGCUCUGCGACGGUGUGGUCGCUAGGCGUGCUGCUUUAUGACAUGGUGUGUGGAGACAUCCCCUUUGAGCAGGACGAGGAGAUCCUCAGGGGUAGACUGUACUUCAGGAGGAGGGUUUCAGCCGAGUGCCAGCAGCUGAUCAAAUGGUGCUUGGCCCUUCGGCCCUCAGACCGGCCCACCCUGGAGCAGAUUUGCGACCACCCCUGGAUGAGAGCGACGACAGAGUCGCCCAAGUCACCGGAGGAGCCGGUCGCCGUCGACAUCCGCCUCAGGACCAUCGACACAGACUCUUCUUCAAGCACAAGCUCAAGCAAGGAGAGUCUCUGAGGACGGCUCUGAUUGGACUGAAAAAGACUUUCUGGGGAAAGAAGGGGUUUGGAUGGAGGGAGUGAUAUGGACUCGAGGCCAGCAGCCUGUAGCCCAACUGGCCCAUCUGCGGCUGGGCGCGUCACUCAGCUGCUCCAGCUCAAAAAAUGUACUUUAAUUUUCCUCUUUUGUAGGGAAUUUCUAAGUUAUUACUAUUUGUUCUUCCUUAUCUUACUUUCCCCCCAUCCCCUCUUUUUCUUUCGGUUGAUUAUACUUGUUUCCUAAUCGGGAACAUUUUUCUGUUUGGGCGGUCUUACCAGCACUAUUUAUUUUCCCCCCCUUUUUAACUUUAUUUCACUCGUUUUGUUACUAGGCUGGUAUAUGCAGCUGGCAAGGCCCUCCUAUUCAGACAUGGCUGCUCUCAUAGAGCUUGGAGAAAACCUUUUUAUUUAAAUGUUUUAAUUUUGAUUUUGUAGUGCCUUUUUUUGGAAAGCUGCUUUUCUGGGGGCUUUCGUCAACAACUCUGUUUUUUGGACUUGCCCGUGGCCUGGUGGCUAAGUUGCCUGUGCUGUGAUGGAAGCUGGGGAAGGGGGGUGGGUUAGGCUGUUUUAUUCUCCCCCCUCCUCACCAUCACUGUGCGCCAACCAGACUCCUGCCAAGAGGCUAAGAUAGCAUUAGAUAGGAGAGAAGGAGGUGGGGGCUCUUCCUGACAGUGGAAUACUUGAAAAACACUCGACUCAACUCUGUGUCGCUCUCUUUAACGCUGCUCACUCACUCUAUAGCCUGAACAGGUGUUUGGAAACUGGAUCCUGUCUUUUCUGAAUGUCUACAAAAUGUCAAAACACACACACACACACACCUCCCGCCUCCCCCACCCCACCACCUUCUUCUCCCUCUCUUCCCCCCAUGCCUGUUGCGGGGUGUGUGGCCCUCUUGACGUAUCUUUUUCUUUUUGCCUCCCGCCAUCUCACUGCUUGACACUACAUAGCCCCCGCCCCUGGCCUCCCUCAGGGUUUGGGGUGUGAAAUGCACAAUCAAUGCAAUAUUCAUGGACUCAAUUAUGUUUUUUAUUUUUUUAUUUUUUAUUUUUCAACAAAUAUUGUACAGCGUGUUUUUUUUUUUUUUUCUCUCUUUUUGUGUGUACAAUUCCCCCCCCCAUUUGCUUUUAAUUUAUUUGUAAACAUGUAGACAUUCCACACUCUGUGGCUAUUUAUUUAUUUAUUGUCUAUGCUUAAAAGCCCCCCUCCCCCCUACAAAAAUUUGCAUAUCCUUCUUGGUCUUUGGUUUGCAUUCCUAUAACUUAUUUUUACAUUUCGACAUGAGUUUUUUUGAGAUGUGGAGGAUGCACUGAAGCAGUUGUCGAUGUAAAGCAGAAUAAAAAAAGUUUACUUAAAUUUGAAAAGAGCAUUUGAAUGUUAUUUAACUACUUAAAAAAAAAAUUAAAAAAAGUCUGUUGGUAAUGUUGAAUGGCUAAGUAUCAGAGAAAUCCAUCUGGUUUCUGUACUGUCAAGAUUAAUUUGAGUUCUAUGGAAAGCUAAACAACAGGUGGAACAGCUUUCUUAGUUGUCACAUAGCCUCAUUGGAGACCUUUCAGUUUAGCUGUGUGACUUGUGGCUGUGAAGGAUGGAUAUUGCUAUUUUUUGAUACAAAAGUUUCAAUUAAACUCCCAUUUUUAUGUACAGAAAUAA